Molecule: messenger RNA, 1560 nt
Organism: Felis catus (domestic cat)
Lineage: Eukaryota; Metazoa; Chordata; Mammalia; Carnivora; Felidae
Gene: PANX3
Product: pannexin 3
Exons: 4
Coding region: 164-1342 (392 amino acids)
Biological process (GO): monoatomic cation transport; positive regulation of interleukin-1 production
Molecular function (GO): channel activity
Source: RefSeq, a predicted model, not a curated record
CCAGUUAUUUAGAGAACCAGUGCCUGCUCCUAGCACAGAUCUCCGUGAGGCUGGGGCCGCAGGCACUGUCUGCUCAAAGCCAGCUGCCUGAAGCUGCCAUCUCCCCACACCACGGUCCUGGGACCCUUCCUGCGGCCUCUGCACCCCAAAGGUCAGCGGCACCAUGUCACUCGCACACACAGCUGCAGAGUACAUGCUAUCAGAUGCCCUGCUGCCCGACCGUAGGGGACCCCGCCUCAAAGGACUGCACCUGGAACUUCCCCUGGACCGCAUGGUCAAGUUCAUAGCUGUGGGCUUCCCCUUGUUGCUGAUGUCCCUAGCAUUUGCCCAGGAGUUCUCUUCCGGACCCCCCAUCCGAUGCUUCUCUCCCAGUAACUUCAGCAUCCGGCAGGCCGCCUACGUGGACGGUUCCUGCUGGGACUCACUUAUUCACCACGAACAGGAUGAGCUUGGCCAGAACAAGAUGAAAUCCCUGUGGCCUCACAAGGCCCUGCCCUACUCCCUGCUGGCCUUGGCUGUGGUCAUGUACCUGCCUGUUCUGCUGUGGCAGUAUGCAGCCCAGCCGGCCCUCAGCUCGGAUCUGCUCUUCAUCAUCAGCGAACUGGACAAAUCCUACAAUCGUUCCAUCCGCCUGGUGCAGCACAUGUUGAAGAUCCGGCAGAAAAGCUCAGACCCCCAUGUUUUCUGGGAUGAGCUGGAGAAGGCUCGGAAAGAACGAUACUUUGAAUUCCCCUUGCUAGAGCGGUACCUGGCCUGUAAGCAGCGCUCACAUUCCCUGGUGGCCACCUACCUCCUGAGGAACUCCCUCCUGCUCCUCUUCACCUCAGCCAUCUACCUGUACCUUGGCCACUUCCACCUGGAUGUCUUCUUCCAAGAGGAAUUCAGCUGUUCCAUCAAGACAGGCCUCCUAAGUGAUGAGACCCACGUGCCCCAUCUGAUCACAUGCAGGCUGACCUCUCUGUCCAUUUUGCAAAUUGUUAGUCUCUCCAGUUUAACAAUAUACACCCUAUUGGUUCCGGUGAUAAUAUACAACCUCACACGACUAUGUCGGUGGGACAAACGGCUCCUAUCCAUCUAUGAGAUGCUGCCAGCUUUCGAUCUCCUCAGCAGAAAGAUGCUGGGAUGCCCCAUCAAUGAUCUCAAUGUGAUCCUCCUUUUCCUCCGAGCCAACAUCUCUGAACUCAACUCUUUUAGUUGGUUGAGUGUCUUAUGUGUUUUGAAGGACACGACCACCCAGAAGCACAACAUUGACACAGUGGUCGAUUUCAUGACAUUAUUGGCUGGCUUAGAACCCACAAAACCUAAACAUCUCACCCAAAGGGUGUGUGAUGAAAACCCCUAGUUAAAAAACCGUGGAGCAAGAAAUUUUAUGGAAAGUGAAAAUCUCUCUCCUUCUUCACAAGCCUCACACACUAAGGUACAAAAAUACCCGCUUUAGAAAUGCUAAGUGUGGAUUCAGCUGAAUCACAUCCUGUAUCAUGUUUUCCUAAAGGUGAGAAGAUAAAAUCAACGCAUGAAAACAAAUCUGAAAGUUAGAGCUGAAGAGUCAAAGAACUAAAA